Trichoderma aggressivum f. europaeum is the source of this 957-nucleotide messenger RNA. RefSeq lists its product as uncharacterized. Lineage: Eukaryota; Fungi; Ascomycota; Sordariomycetes; Hypocreales; Hypocreaceae. The transcript has a single exon. Bases 1 to 957 code for a protein of 318 amino acids. The record is from RefSeq and is a predicted model, not a curated record.
AUGGCCACACAAGAAACCGCAAAGACUCUAUAUCUUGAUGCAGACGGCAUCAAAUAUGCAUACCGACUCAUCGGAAAUUCCACCUCAAAGAGUCACCCAGUUCCUUUGCUGAUGCUCAACCAUGUUCGGGCCACCAUUGACACAUGGGAUCCUGAAGUUAUCAACAAUUUUACUGCGUCUGGUCGGCAACUUAUAACGUACGAUUAUGCCGGGAUAGGACACAGUCAGGGCAAUAUUGCGCCAUCCAUCAGGGGUUUUGCUGUUAAUCUGCUUGCCUUUCUCAACGUGCUACUCCCAUCCUUGCACACUCAGCAGGUGGAUAUUCUUGGAUUUUCCAUGGGCGGUUACGUUGCUCAACAGUUUGCUUUGGAUGCUCCAAACCUGGUUAACAAAUUGGUUCUCUCCGGUACUGGCCCUAGCCUUGGGCCGGGCGUUGAGCGGCCAAUGAAUGAGGUGCAAUCUACAGUCUUCAACCCAACUCCAGGGCUGCCAACAAUUGAAGCAUUCUUCCCAUCUUUCACGACCGGUAAUGAGGGACAAGCUUGGUUCAAUCGAAGCUUCGGUGCACGAGAAGGCGUUGCUGGGAAACAUGGAGAACCUGAGAUUGCGGGCUUCACAACUGGAGAAUCUCUAGUCAAUCUCACACAGGCUUACCUGACUUGGGACGCUGAUCCAGUCCCCUAUUCUCUAUUGCAAACUAUACAAAAGGAUGCCCUAGUUACUUCUGGAGACAAUGAUCUUAUCGUUCCGUCGCAAAAUUCCUUUGUUCUUGCCCGACAAUUGCCACGAGCCAACUUCGUUAUGUUUCCCAGCAGUGGCCACGGCCAUCUGUUUCAAUAUGCCGGCUAUUUUACAAAGGUCGUUGGCGAAUUUUUGGAUGGUCAUCUGCCGACGGCUCCAUUCUCAGCUGGCCGAGCUCCUCCGUUCGGAACAUAUGGAGAAAUCAACGGCGCUUAA